This is a messenger RNA of Lingula anatina, 3131 nucleotides long. RefSeq lists its product as uncharacterized. Gene Ontology annotation, biological process: wound healing. Lineage: Eukaryota; Metazoa; Brachiopoda; Lingulata; Lingulida; Lingulidae. The record is from RefSeq and is a predicted model, not a curated record.
UUCACCUGCCAUUAUUGUAAAUUUGAAGGGACAAGAUGGCGGCGAGGUGUGGAGGUGUCCUCGUAGGCCAAAUAUGUAUAGUUUUGACGUUACUAGUAUUAUGUACACAGGCCCAACAGUGUCAGUUCCCAAGUGGGUUUUUAGGAGACUGGUACUCUAAGGAGAAUGGUGAAGACACAGAUACAGUUAUUGAUGGCACAGCUUUUCAAAUCAAUAGUAGAGAAUAUGGAGGACCAUGCAUUGCCUCAAGACGUUAUAAUGAAACAACUACACACGAACAGAACAAUAAACUCAAAGUUUUAAUAAGGAAUAGUAGAGGUGGCAAUAAUUGCUAUAUGUGCUUAGAGUUAUACUUGAGAACCCCAAACAUUCUCCAGCAAAGAUCAGCAUCUUCCUGUAGAUCCAGCCCAAUAGCUCCUUCCCUGGAAGAUGUUUGUAAUGCAAUACGGCCACAGGCAGGCUUGGUGACUAUGUUCAGGAAGUCUGCCAUCAAUGUGAACUGCAGGACCACAUUUGAAGGUGUCUUCCAGUUUACAUAUGAGUAUGAUGUUGGAGGUGGUGGUAUCUGUAACAGUCCAAGUAGUAUUAUAACUGCCUGUCAACUGCCAGGGUCAGUCUACUAUGACAACCAGGCCUUUGACAUGGUCUAUGCUGUUUGCCCUGGAUUGAGUAUGUCCAAAGAUGACACCAUAAGAUACCAGUGCUUAGGUUCUUGGUUGGAUGAUAAUGGGAACAUAUUUGCAGCUGUUAUGAACACAGGAGAAGAUCGGCCAUACAGAAGGUUUAGAUGCAUGUUAACGAGAAAAGAACAACAAAGAGGAAAUAAUGAGGUUCGCUGGACCAUGUCUGAGAGUGCGGAAUGUUCCACGUUGAAAAGUCCAUAUGAGGGACCUAUAAGACUGCUGUUAACACCUGUUGUUGGCAGUACCCAGUUGCGAGAAAUCACUCCAUCUUGCAACCUGCCUAGAAACUUCAGUGGGACCUGGUUUACCACUGGUGAAUAUGACUCCACUGUCACCAUCAACUACACUCACAUCUACUUCAAGACUAAAAUUGACCAGUUUACCACCAGGGAGACAUAUUUCACUUGUCAACAGACACAGCAGUCCAGUUACAUGAUGACAUCUGUCACAAGGGGGAGAUGUGAGGUAGAUUAUGUGUGCUUUGACUUCCUUCCCCGUCAUCACAACAUAAUCAGAUACAGACUAGGGAAGCCUUUCCGUCUAUCUCGACAAGAGAAAGAGCAACCAGUUGAAGAUUAUCUUGUCACCAAGUUCAGACAGGCGUGUGCAAGACCCUCCUAUGUUUUAAAUGAGCAAAACUAUAAUUGGAAGUACAAUACAUUUAUAUUGUAUGACCCAUCUCCCAUAGAAUGCCCAAUUCAGGGAAGGUAUACAUUUAAGCAGUUUGGUGCAGAGAAAUAUGUGACCAGAAUCAGAGGUAUCACUGAGCGUCCCCGUGUGCAGGUUGACUGCAGAGAUUAUGAGUCAGAGAUUGCCAUAUGUCACAGUAGAGACAGCAAGGUGAUUGAGGUGGAUGCUGAGCGCUGCAGGACAUUGGAUCAAAAUGCCAGACCUGUCGGAGAAUAUGAUGUUCCGGAUAACUUGCUGACCUGUGUUGGCUACUGGCUGGAAGACAACAGGUCAUACAUGGUCACUUAUGAUGAGGAGGACAGAAUCUCACGAUUCAGAUGUUGGGUUUAUGAAAGGCUAACGUGGCGUGAUAUCAUCAUGUCGCGGGCCGUGCGUGCUGCCUGCGGUGUGGCACAGACGCCAAGGAGUUUCAGAGCAUCAGAAGGAGCCAGUCUGUCCAUACAGAUGUUCUUAGAUGAAAGAGAGCAUGACGACUGUCCACAGAAGUUUGAUUUUGGUGCCAACCCAUGGUUGAAAGAAAAUGUCAUCUACGUUUUGGGGGGAAGCAUCACAUUCCAUGGUAGUUACAUCUUGGUGCUUUGUCUCGCCUUUCUUUCAUUAUUAUUUGCUUGUUAAACACGUUUUAUAUCAGGAAUUGACUUUUAAUACAAGAUCAGCUGAGUGUUCAACUAUUCAAACAGUGCUUUUAGUGACAAUUUUAGAUAAACUAUUCCAUAUAACCCAUUGCAAAGAAGUUCUUGGAAUGAAAACAAGAACUGAACGCAGUGCAUUUAUGGUUGUGAUGUGCAUGUGAAACAUGUUUAUUUUAGUGCCUUCAAAUGAAAAACUUAUGUUUUAGUGACGAUUUCAAACAUACGUUGAAUAUAUAUAUCGAUAUCAUAAACUAUUUGCAUUUUACUGCCGUUUGACUUAUCGUAUUUUACUGGUUUAGUCUGAAUUUUUUUUAUAUAUCAGGCAUGAUAGACUUGAGUACGCAUAUCUAACUAUAAUGUACACCAUUAGUGUGCCCGGUAGAAAAAACUUGAAGUUGAGAGCGGAUUUGCAAAGAGUAGUGCGUUUUUUUUUUACAUGCUCUGACACAUUGUAGAAAAGCUGUACAGAAAUCAAUAUUUUUACAACAAAAAGCAUAUUUCAUAGUAUGGAAAUAAUGACUUCAUCUUGUAGAGGAUACUCAGAUAACCUUGUAAAUUGUAGAUAGAAUAUUAGUAUGUUUUGCAAAAGACAUCUAGUAGUUAAUGAAACAAUGUCAACACCCAUGUAGGCGGUGUGGCUGGGAUCGUUAACUUAAUACUUUUACUUUUGUUGGUCAAAUAUUACGCACCCAGGAAUUAUUUUCCAUUGUAUAAUAACGCUUCAUUUUAGAUGACCCAGAUUGUUUAAUAUCGCAACUGUUUUCUUGUACAGAUCAGAUGUCACUUAUCGUUGUAGAAAAGAAUAUAAAUAUAUGUUCAGAAUUUCGACUAAAAGAAAAUGUUUGGAAUUCCUACCUAACAUUUGUCCUAGAGUAUGUUUUAUAGAUUGAAACCUUUUUGGUAUAAGGCAUUAAGUAUUUGCGUGUAGUGAAUAAUCGCGAUAAGGAGAUACGAAACCCAUAAAUCAUUAUUUGUUUUUGCUGAUGGCAGCAUAUUUUGGAUUCUGUAUAUAUGAAAUUGAAAACAAAGAAUAUAGUGAAAGUUUGUACACGAGGUUUAUUUGAUUGUGACUUUAAUGUCUUAAUUUUCAGUAUAAAAACUUGAGCAAUAAAAAGGAUGUACAGUA